Messenger RNA from Drosophila willistoni, 961 nucleotides. RefSeq lists its product as uncharacterized. The record is from RefSeq and is a predicted model, not a curated record. Lineage: Eukaryota; Metazoa; Arthropoda; Insecta; Diptera; Drosophilidae.
AUGACAUUGAUACACAGGCAUUUGCCAGGCGUGAGCCUAUUUAUACUUGGCCUCUUCCUCGCCAGCAGCUGUGAGGCGGCCACCGAGCAACUGAAUAAUCUACCAGCCUGAAGUCAGAAUGCUGGCGCUCGCACCUUGUUGCGCAUCUACGAUGAAUGCACCCGAUCCGAGGGCGGUUUUGUGCCAUGUCUCAAGAAGAAGGCCAUCUCGUUCAUUGAUCGCAGCCCCAUCGAUGCCAUAAAUAUUGCCGACGGCAUUAAACUGAUACGUCUGGAAACGGCCACCCAACCAGUUGGAGGCUUUUCGGCCUACAGUGAAAAUGAAUUGGAAUCCUCGCUGGCCAGAUCUGGCAGCGAUCGUGAAGCCAAAUUGACGAGCAUGCUAAUCGAAAGAUUGAGUUACUUCUUUAAUGGUCAUUCGCUUCAAGUCAGUUUCCCCAAACUGACUUCCGAUGAAAUCGGACGCUGACUGGAAGAAGGUCGCGGCAAAAUGAAGAAAAUGAUGGGCAUGAUGAUGAUGGGCAUGGCCAUGAAGCUGAUGGGCAUGAUACCGAUCGCAAUGGGAGCUCUCUACAUUCUAGCUGGCAAGGCUCUAAUCAUUUCGAAGAUUGCCCUACUCCUGGCUGGCAUAAUUGGCCUAAAGAAACUGAUGUCAGGCAAAUCGUCGGGCGGCAGCUCUGGCUGGUCUUCGGGCGGUGGCGGCGGCGGUGGAGGCGGUUGGUCAUCGGGAGGCGGCGGCGGCGGUGGUGGUGGCGGCGGCUGGGAUAGGCGAUCCUUGAACGAGGCUCAGGAGCUGGCAUAUCGGGCACAACAUAGACAAGAGCAACCAAUACUCCAGAAGCAGCAACAGCAGCAGCAACCAGCAGACCCAGUGCAACAGUUGACCAAGUCAUAGGCACAUGACCAAGAGGAAGACAGUUUAAGUUAGCUAUGUAAAUGCAUUUAUCUUGUGGAUAAAUUGC